Triticum urartu is the source of this 1184-nucleotide messenger RNA. Its product is annotated as dehydrin COR410. The record is from RefSeq and is a predicted model, not a curated record. NCBI's taxonomy places the organism in Eukaryota, Viridiplantae, Streptophyta, Magnoliopsida, Poales, Poaceae. Gene Ontology annotation, cellular component: cytosol; membrane. Gene Ontology annotation, biological process: response to water deprivation; cold acclimation; response to abscisic acid.
UCUUGGCCAGGACACCUUCAUCAGUCACAAAGCCACAAGCCAAGAACCAAUACUUGAUCUGUUGUUUCCUUUAGCUCCCGGAAGACUUUUCGCUGCACCGACCGAUCUCGAUCAUGGAGGAUGAGAGGAGCACCCAGUCGUACCAGGGAGGUGAGGCCGCCGAGCAGGUGGAGGUGACGGACAGGGGCCUCCUCGGCAACCUCCUCGGCAAGAAGAAGGCGGAGGAGGACAAGGAGAAGAAGGAGGAGGAGCUGGUCACCGGCAUGGAGAAGGUCUCCGUGGAAGAGCCCGAGGUCAAGAAGGAGGAGCACGUGGAUGGCGAGAAGAAGGAGACCCUCUUCUCCAAGCUGCACCGAUCCAGCUCCAGCUCCAGCUCGUCUAGUGACGAGGAAGAGGAGGAGGUGAUCGACGACAACGGCGAGGUGAUCAAGAGGAAGAAGAAGAAGGGUCUCAAGGAGAAGCUCCAGGAGAAGCUGCCCGGCCACAAGGACACCGAGGGUGAGCACGUGACGGGCCUACCCGCACCGGCGGCCCCCGCGUCCGUGCAGACCCACCAUGACACCGACGUCGUCGUCGAGAAGAUCGACGGUGACGUGAAGACAGAGGCGACACCGGCAGUGCCCGAGGAGGAGAAGAAAGGCUUCUUGGAAAAGAUCAAGGAGAAGCUGCCCGGCGGCCACAAGAAGCCGGAGGACGCUGCUGCGGUGCCCGUCACGCACGCUGCUCCGGCGCCCGUCACGCACGCUGCUCCAGCACCGGUGCACGCGCCGGCGCCGACCGCCGAGGAGGUGAGCAGCCCUGACGCGAAGGAGAAGAAGGGCCUGCUGGGCAAGAUCAUGGACAAGCUGCCUGGUUACCACAAGACAGGGGAGGAGGACAAGGCCGCCGCCGCUACAGGCGAGCACAAGCCCAGCGCUUGAUCGCCGCCGUGCCCGAGACCCGUGACCGGACCUCGAUUGAAUUGUUGGCGUGUGUUGUGUUUGCUUUACGUCUAAGUUGGUGUCAAGGUGGGAGGGGUUGAUCGUCUUUGAAGGUCCGGUCCGUGAAGCCCGUUGAGUGACGGGUGCUUCUGUUUCAGUCUUUGAAGGUCCUGGAUAUUGUUAAGCUUGUUUACUUAUGGGCACUUGUGUAUUGGUUUAUUGCUGGGCAUUAUGCCUUGAUAUUAAAGAUUUCUGCCCAGUACA